Messenger RNA from Drosophila eugracilis, 559 nucleotides. RefSeq lists its product as uncharacterized. NCBI's taxonomy places the organism in Eukaryota, Metazoa, Arthropoda, Insecta, Diptera, Drosophilidae. The record is from RefSeq and is a predicted model, not a curated record. The coding region runs from base 63 to 539 and encodes 158 amino acids. The transcript is spliced from 4 exons.
AAAUACGGACUGAUCCUCAACCAAAGUCAUAGUAUCUCACAGCCUCUCAAGUCAAGCUAAAGAUGUCGCCUAAGUUCGCUCUUGCAAUUCUGGUCCUCAGCUGCGUUCUCCUGGGAAUCGCCAAUGCCCAGCAACGUCGCCAAUAUCGGCAGCCUCAGCAGACAGUUCGUUACAAUGCACCCAAGUAUGCCACUCGCAACACAGACGGUAAUCUGCCCCCACCGGAGAUCAGUCUCCCUCCAGCAGACGCCUCUCAAGUCAAGCUAAAGAUGUCGCCUAAGUUCGCUCUUGCAAUUCUGGUCCUCAGCUGCGUUCUCCUGGGAAUCACCAAUGCCCAGCAACGUCGCCAAUAUCGGCAGCCUCAGCAGACAGUUCGUUACAAUGCACCCAAGUAUGCCACUCGCAACACGGACGGUAAUCUGCCCCCACCGGAGAUCAGUCUCCCUCCAGCAGACGGUGGAGCUCUCAACCCGGAUUGCAUGCCCAAUCAGCUGGCCAGCGGCAACAUUGACAACAAGAAACCUCGCUCAAGGCACUAAUAGGAAAACCACACGAAUCU